Molecule: messenger RNA, 1716 nt
Organism: Pedinophyceae sp. YPF-701
Lineage: Eukaryota; Viridiplantae; Chlorophyta; Pedinophyceae
Source: the annotation of a GenBank genome assembly
AUGGAUCUAGCGAGUAGAUAUGAGAAGGUAUCUCUAAUCGGGAAAGGGAGUUUCGGCGACGUAUGGAAGGGGAUCGACCAGGAGACGGGCGCGGAGGUCGCGAUCAAGAUCAUCGACAUGGAGGACGUGGAGGACGAUCUCGAGGACCUGAUGAAGGAGAUCGACAUUCUCGCGCGCUCCAAGUCGAAGAACAUCACCGAGUACAUGCACUCCUUCAAUGUGCCCGGGACGUCGCAGCUGUGGAUCAUCAUGCAGCUCAUGGCGUGCUCCGCGCUCGACAUGAUCCAGGAGGAGCCCCUCGACGAGCCCGCCAUCGCGUUCGUCGUCCGGGAGGUCCUCAACGCCCUGGACUACCUGCACAGCCAGCAUCGCAUACACCGAGACAUCAAGGCCGCGAACGUCCUCCUCACGCCCUCCGGAGAGGUGAAAAUCACGGACUUCGGCGUCAGCGGCACGCUCACCAACACGCUGUCGUACAAGCGCAAGACCUUCGUCGGCACGCCGUUCUGGAUGGCGCCCGAGGUCAUUCAGGCGGCCAACGGCGAGGCCGAAGGCUACACGGAAGCAGCCGACAUCUGGUCGCUAGGUAUCACGGCGUACGAGCUCGCGACGGGGCAGCCGCCGCACGCCUCGCUGCACCCGAUGCGCGCGCUCUUCCUGAUCCCGAAGGGCGACCCGCCCCAACUCUCCGGGCCCUACUCGGAUGGUUUUAAGGACUUCAUGAAACAGUGUCUGCAAAAGGAGGCCGAGAAGCGGCCGAGCGCGCAGGACCUCCUGCAGCACCGGUUCCUCCUGAAAGCGUCGUGCCCGCCGUCGCUCGUCCGGCGCGUCGUGGAGACGCAGCAGGCGAUGGCGAAGCGGCCGCGGCUGUUGCAGCCGGUGACGAGCACGGUGGCGGCGGGGAGCAAGGGGACGCUGCCGCAGUGGCAGUUCGAGACGCCCGCGCUCGCGACGCAGCAGGCGGAGCCCGCCGGCGCCGCGGCGUCGGGCCCGUCGGUCGCGGACGGGCGCGCGUCGCACCAGGAGGCCGGGAGUCGGGGGGGGACGUCGGUGGGCGAGGAGGACGCGGUGAGCGACAAGUACGGCCGGACGCUCGACGACCUGCGCGCGCGCGCGGAGCAGGGCUCGCUGACGUCGCGGCAGACCGGGAGCGUGACGGGCGGGCAGUCGUCUGGGCGCGGCGGCGGCGGCGGCGGCGGCGGCGGGGGGGGGUUCGUCGGGUUCGUCGGCAGCGCGUUCAAGUCGGUGAUGGGCGCGGUCGGCGGCGGCGGGCGCGGCGGCGGCGACGGCGGCGACGGCGGCGCGAACCCCGGCGCGGUGUGGCGGGCGUACGAGAACGCCGGGCGGCGCACGGUGCACGAGUUCCCGGCGACCGCGGCGCCGAUCGACGCGAUCCUUGGGGCGUUCGCGGACAUGGAGGACGACAUUCCCGGGGCGUGCGAGUGCUUCGCGGUGGCUCUGCUGGAACAGAGCGUGACGCUGGGGCACGGUUCGGCGAUGCGCGCGACGCUGGACCGGAUCCUGGAGCAGCAGGGCGCGGGGCGGAGCGGGAGGGACGCCGGGAGCGCGCGCGGCGGCGAGCUGAGCUCGGGCGGCUCGGACGGGCCGCCGGGCGCGUCGGCGCGCGGCGAGGUGCCGGACCUGGGGGCGCUGGGGCGGUAUCUGCUGACGCGGUGGGGGGAGGAGUUGGGGAAGGACCCUGACGAGGAGGAUUGA